AUGGCUCAGGCCAAGAUCAGCGCCAAGGCCAGCGAGGGGGCGGCGCAGCAGCAGCAGUCCGCCGGGCAGCUCCGAGGCCGCUUCUACCGCUCUACCUCCAUGGCAGACCGCUCCAGCCGCCUGCUCGAGAACCUGGACCAGCUGGAGCUCAGGGUAGAGGCUUUCCGAGACGCAGCAUCUGCUAUGGAGCAAGAGAAAGAGAUCCUGCUAGAAAUGAUCCACAAUAUACAGAACAGCCAGGACAUGAGGCACAUCAGUGAAGGUGAGAGAGAAGAGCUGAACCUGACUGCCAACCGCUUGAUGGGCCGCACGCUGACCGUGGAGGUGUCUGUGGAGACCAUCCGCAAUGCGCAGCAGCAGGAGUCCCUGCAGCAUGCCACCAAGAUGAUCGACGAGAUUGUCAGCAAGCUGCUGGAUGACCUGGAGGACGCCAAGCUCCGCUUGCUGUCGCUGUACGGUGCCUGCACGUCUGACGUGCCUGCGGGACCCAUCGACCAGAAGUUCCAGUCUGUGGUCAUCGGCUGUGCCAUCGAGGACCAGAAGAAGAUUAAGAGGCGGCUAGAGACUCUGCUUAGGAACUUGGAGAAUUCUGAGAAGUCCAUCACGUUGCUGGAGCACCAGAAAGCCUCCGUUCGACAGUCGUGCAACAGCAAGCAGGAGUAGUCUCUCCUGUGGCGACUUCUGGUGCUGUGGGACGGGCAGGACCCCACAGAGAGCUCACAGAAGCUGAGGAGAGGGUUCCCUGCAGGGGCGUCACAGCGUUCCCAGUUCCAGGGGCCAGCGUUUUCUGGGGUUGGUGGCGUGGGCAUUUUCCUUGGGCAAUACAGGGUGGGUCGGCUCUCUGCAGAGCCGGUGCUGCUCCACUGCAAGCUGUAACUGUGCUUUGACUCAGCUCUUAGAGCUGCCUGCAUCCGCGUUUCUUCCCUGCUCCUGGGGCUCGAAGUUGUUCUGUCGCACCGUGAGACUUCAGUCUUUCUCUGCUGUAUCCGUAGUGUGUGAGCCAGACUUCUGGGGCCCAGAGACAAGUCAUGGUAAUAAACCAAA
Molecule: messenger RNA, 1044 nt
Organism: Indicator indicator
Lineage: Eukaryota; Metazoa; Chordata; Aves; Piciformes; Indicatoridae
Gene: BAG2
Product: BAG cochaperone 2
Exons: 3
Coding region: 1-663 (220 amino acids)
Biological process (GO): protein stabilization
Molecular function (GO): protein-folding chaperone binding; adenyl-nucleotide exchange factor activity
Source: RefSeq, a predicted model, not a curated record